This is a messenger RNA of Ctenocephalides felis (cat flea), 2653 nucleotides long. Its product is annotated as phosphatidylinositol 4-phosphate 5-kinase type-1 alpha-like. NCBI's taxonomy places the organism in Eukaryota, Metazoa, Arthropoda, Insecta, Siphonaptera, Pulicidae. The transcript is spliced from 4 exons. Bases 334 to 2400 code for a protein of 688 amino acids. Gene Ontology annotation, biological process: phosphatidylinositol metabolic process. The record is from RefSeq and is a predicted model, not a curated record. Gene Ontology annotation, molecular function: phosphatidylinositol kinase activity.
GUUUGACAUAUUUGUGUGAUUGGUGUAAUAAACUGUGUUUCUUUCUUAUAUUAUAUUCCUGUCUUUUAUAUGAAAAUAUGAAACCUAACUAAAUUCAUGGAUAUCUAAAUUUUAAUCAUUUAUAUAAUGGGAAUUAGUAUGUCAUGUCAACACUCUUAUACUACUUUCUGUUGGCGACUGUUCUAUUGCCCACAAUGCUGUUUUUCGACCUUUGGGCAUGGCUUGGUUGGGAACUCUUCACAAAUAAUUAAUUAAACGUGACCUAUAUAUAAGGGUGUUUUACAUUUUUUCUUUUAUUGCCUCUGUUAAGAUAUUUGACAUUGAUAGUGAAAAAUGGCAUCCGGUGAUGGAAUUGAUGCUAUAGAAUUAGCGAAUUCAGAAUCAUUCAAGAAUCUGCAAGAGAACAAUAUGUCCAAGGUGCAGAUAGGUGAUGAAAACCAUGCUGCUGAACCAAAGUCUAUGAUGACCUUAGAAUCAGGUGCUGCUCAAAUUGGGCGUUCUGUAGGCAUGCGUGAUAAAGAAAGAAAAAUUGGUCACAGAAGAGUUGGUGUUGGUGGUGAAAUUACUUAUAAAAAAAUUCAAACAACUCAGAUUAUGGGCUCUAUCCAGCUAGGCAUUCAGCAUGCAGUUGGUAGUUUAGCUUCUAAGCCUGAAAGAGAUUUGCUAAUGCAGGACUUCAUGACCCUGGAGAGCACCAAUUUUCCUCAUGAAGGUUCAAAUCAUACUCCUGCUCAUCAUUAUUCUGAAUUUAGAUUUAAAAAUUAUGCUCCUAUUGCAUUUCGUUAUUUUCGUGAUCUUUUUGGUAUCCAGCCAGAUGACUAUUUAAUGUCUAUGUGUUCAGCUCCCCUUAGAGAGCUUUCAAAUCCGGGUGCGAGUGGUUCAAUCUUUUAUUUAACAGAGGAUGAUGAAUUUAUUAUAAAAACAGUACAACAUAAAGAAGGAGAGUUUUUACAAAAAUUGCUUCCAGGAUAUUACAUGAACCUUAACCAGAAUCCGAGGACAUUAUUACCAAAGUUUUUUGGUCUUUAUUGCUAUCAAUGCAAUAGUAAAAAUGUUCGUCUUGUCGCAAUGAAUAAUCUGCUACCUAGUUCAAUAAAGCUCCAUCAAAAAUAUGAUUUAAAAGGUUCUACAUAUAAAAGAAAAGCCUCUAAAUUGGAACGUAACAAAAAGUCACCGACAUUCAAGGAUUUGGACUUUAUGGAACAGCAUCCGGAAGGAUUAUUGUUAGAAGCUGAUACGUACAAUGCAUUGGUAAAAACUAUACAAAGGGAUUGUAGGGUCUUGGAGAGUUUCAAAAUUAUGGAUUAUUCUCUUCUGUUAGCCAUACAUAACUUAGAUACAGCUUUGAUGGAAAAGUCUGAAGUUGGGCAGCAGGUGCAGAAUAAUCGUGCUGACGAAUCUGAUUAUGAGGAAGGUGCAUCUGAUAAUCCAGACUCUUUAAUUCAACAUGAAAGAACUCGUGAAGGAUUGAAUCGCUCCAAAUCUAUUAACAGGCAAAGGCUAGUAGCCCACUCUACAGCUAUGGAAAGCAUUCAAGCAGAAUGUGAACCAAUUUAUGAAGAGGAAGAUGUACCUCCUGGCGGUAUUCCUGCACGCACAGCAAAAGGUGAAAGAUUAUUAUUAUUUAUUGGAAUAAUAGAUAUUCUUCAAUCAUAUCGUUUAAAGAAGAAACUCGAACAUACCUGGAAGAGUAUAAUACAUGAUGGAGACACAGUUUCUGUACACCGCCCUGGGUUCUAUGCUCAGAGAUUUCAAGAUUUCAUGGCUAAAACUGUAUUCAAGAAAUUACCAUCACCAUUGAAGCAUUCACCAUCCAAACGCAAGAGCAUCACACGAGGUCAGAGACCAGUGGAAGGGGAUGGUGAAGCUGAAAACAGGCGACCCUGGCAUAGUAACACAUUUUCUGGAAGUCGCAAUAAUGGACCUGGUACAUCUAGAUCGUCUGGUCGUAGUUUCCAAUCAGGAAAUGCCCCUUCCUGCAGUUCUAGUUCUUCUACACCUCCACCUGCAUUUGAUGAUGUAAUGCAUUCAACGAGUCAUGGCCCUGCAGAUUCUGCAGAUCUUAGGAGAACUUUAGUUACCAUUACUAGGAUAUCACACAAAGAUGAUUCAGUUUGUACUUCUGAGGUGCGUUUGGAUACAAGAAGUAACUUAUCAGUUGACAAUGCUGGUAGAACUCACAAUUGGACACCAUCUGCUUCUACACCAAGAGGAUCUACUCCCACUUGGACUGAAGGGACACCUAGCUUUACAGAGUCCAGCAGUAGCGGUGAGACCCCAUACCCUUCAUCCCCUUUGCAUACAGAUGGUGGUAAGGACUCGGUGGAAGAUACUAUCACUACUCUUAAUACAAUGAUGAAGAAUGAGGUCAUCAUUCAAAUGCCACACUGUGAUAAAUAAAAAAUGAAAAAUCAAGUUGCUUAUGGAAUCGUAAUUCAGAAAACAAAAAUCAUUUAAAAUGACUGGUGUGAUAUAUGGCUGGAUUCAACAUUGUUCAAUUGUUUUAUUAUAAGUUUAUUUGAAAUUAUAUAAAUAAUUGAAUUUCUCUGUUUAUCAAAAUAAUGUUUUAAAAACAUUUAUAGAAUUCGUAUGCUAUGGUUUGUUGUAGCUUUAACUAUAUAAUACAUAUGCAUCAACUUAUAUGUAAUAACAA